This is a messenger RNA of Manihot esculenta (cassava), 1133 nucleotides long. Its product is annotated as LOB domain-containing protein 19. The transcript has 2 exons. The record is from RefSeq and is a predicted model, not a curated record. Lineage: Eukaryota; Viridiplantae; Streptophyta; Magnoliopsida; Malpighiales; Euphorbiaceae. Gene Ontology annotation, cellular component: nucleus. Bases 431 to 1036 code for a protein of 201 amino acids. Gene Ontology annotation, biological process: hormone-mediated signaling pathway; positive regulation of DNA-templated transcription.
GGAAUGAUUUGAUGUUUGUCCUACGUGUACUUCGCACGUGGCCGAAACUGCGGCGGUUGGAAGUUGAUACUGUCACUCACCGCAUGUAUGUUUGCUUCACGCAAUCUCUCGCUCUCCCCCCUCUCUCUCCUUCUCUCUCUUUGCCGUGGCUUUAAAGCUUGAACUAAGCUACAUGCCCUCGACCAUACUCAUACACCUCCUCUUCCCCCCAAAAAAUAAAAGACCAGAGCUGUCCUUUCUCAUGACCCACUACCAAAAGCUUCCAUUUUUCCUUAUAUUUAUCAAACUGAGUAACAGACAAAUCUAUCAUUCUUUCUCUAAUUAAAUACCCAUUGAUGCUUUCCUUCAUUUUCUCUAUUCUCUCUUGUUAUUUGCUCGACCCCACAAGGAAUCAGGCACGCAAAGAAGUUGAUAAAUUUGUUUUGGAAGAAUGAGUGGUGCUAGUAAUGGAGGUGGGCCUUGUGGUGCCUGCAAGUUCCUGCGGAGAAAGUGUCUUAAAGGGUGCAUUUUUGCACCUUACUUUGAUUCGGACCAGGGAACCGCUCACUUUGCAGCCGUGCACAGGGUGUUUGGUGCUAGCAAUGCAUCUAAGCUCCUCCUUCGCAUACCUGCACACAAGCGACUUGACGCAGUUGUUACUCUUUCUUACGAGGCCUUGGCUAGGGUUAGAGACCCUGUUUACGGCUGUGUCGGCCACCUCUUUACUCUCCAACAGCAGGUGGUGAACUUGCAGGCGGAGUUGGCGUACAUUCAGGCUCGCCUUUCGACGUUGCAGCGGCUGCCUCUGCAGCAAGAAGCACCGCCUCUACCUGUUCAAAGCUCCUCCCAAUCAAGCAGAGUAUCAAAUUCAGAAAUGGCAUCCAACUGGAACGUGUCAAUGCAUUUUGAUCAGCUACAACAAGUACCAUCAGAAUGGACAAGUCUCUGUAAUCCAUUGGAUCAAGAACUUGAAAAUGAUAAUCUCCAGGCAUUGGCUCGUGACUUCGUGCGCAGAUACUUGCCAGGAGUCAGAUUCAAGCCUCCAAGUUCUCAAUAGGAUGUCUUUCAUUUUCUGCCCAUUCUUGAACUGGGUUUCUUAUGUUGGUGCACCUUUUAUUUGAUUUCAAGAGUAGUCAAAUCGUACUCUUUCUCUC